Ipomoea triloba (trilobed morning glory) is the source of this 1789-nucleotide messenger RNA. RefSeq lists its product as uncharacterized. The transcript is spliced from 8 exons. NCBI's taxonomy places the organism in Eukaryota, Viridiplantae, Streptophyta, Magnoliopsida, Solanales, Convolvulaceae. The coding region runs from base 762 to 1082 and encodes 106 amino acids. The record is from RefSeq and is a predicted model, not a curated record.
CAUUGAUUCGGAGAUUUUUUUGCAAGUUGCAUUUCUCUUCCCUCUCCAAAUUCAACUUGAAUUGUGAUACGGUAAUUUUAGCAUACUUUCUUUCUUUUGCCGAUUUAGAUUCAGCAAUAUAUUCUUUCUCCAUCUUUGUUAGUUAUGGAUUUAAUGAUUUUCUGAGUGAUUUUUUGCAUCAUGCUUGGAAUUGAUAAUCUAGCAAAGUUGGUUAUUUAUCAUAUUUUGGCUAUUUAUCUUUAGUUUGAAGAGUUGCGUCUAGAAUAUCUGACAGAGUGCAUGAGCUAGGGAUUUGGUUUAGAUAGGGAAGUUAAAGGCCUCCGCAUUUUUGCGUAGUGCUAGGGAAACGAAGCAACAACUAGGCAUUUGGCUUAGACAAGGAAGUUAAAGGCCUCCGCGUUUUUGCGUAGUGCUAGGGAAGCGAAGCAACAUCACGAGUCGUAGCAGCCACUUUCAAAUUAGCGAAGGUUUUUAGCCAUAUUCGAUUGGCUGAUUACUUUUGUGUUUCUUUUAUUUUUUUAAUAUGCUAUGUGUUUCUUUAGCAAGGCUGUGAGUAUCUCCCUAUUCGUAAACUUUGCAUUAAUCAUGUUUAGAUUUCAGUCUUAGUGAGUGUUAGUAGUGUAGUUGCUGACAAGAAAUUGAUUUGGUUUAAGGCAGUUAAUUAAACUUGUUGGAAAAAUUCUUGAGGAAGAGAAGACUGUCAAAAUGAACAUUGAUUGAAUUGCCAACUGUUGAGGGGAAAUCACCAUCGUGAAUAGGUAAUGUGGCACAUUACACUAAUAGCUAAUGAGCUUAUCCAACUGGAGAACUACAACGAAAUAGAGGAAAAUCUCUUUAACUAUGUCAUUUAUGAAAUGGCAUCUCUAUUAUGGAAACCCAGAUUGCUAAUUUGCUAUGGAAUUUCAAGAAAUAAGGACCUUGCAUCAGAUGAUGAAGUGAUUGGUCAAUUUGGUGUUGGAUUUUAUUCUACUUUCUUGAUUGCUAAAAAGGAUCUGGCAACAUUUUCUGGUGAUGAUGCACACAAUAUGAACGAAGCUAAGUGUGAUUUGCUCGAUAUACCUGCUUUUGCACAAUUGGAGUAGGAUGCUAAAUAUGCUCUGGUGUAUCAACUUCUUAAGAUCUUUUUGACUCAGAGGUUGGAUGCAUACCUGGAUUUCCAAGCAGCAAAUUCCACUAUUGAAAAGCUAUGGACUUGUCCAUGAAGAUUCCAUUGCAAAGAUGAGGUUGAUGUCAUUGGUGGAUAUAGGCUCCAGUGAAUUCCUUAUUCUGUGAUCAAGGAUGUUCUGCUGGUGAAAUCUUUUAUGUAAUGUUUUAAUUAGUUUUUUUGCUGGGACAUGCAAACAGAGACACAGUUAUUUGAUUAAUUCAAUUUCAUUACUGAUCAAGUUGGUGUAUGACUGCAGAUUUAUUACAUUAAGGUGGAGCCAUGGGUUGUCAAGGUAAUCACAGCAAAGUUAAUUGAUUGCAAGAUUGAUUCAAUCAAUACAUACCACCAGUGCCCUGGUCUCCAAGCUCCUCAGUUGUUUGAGUCCUCAAAGAUUCAAAAUACUACAAGGAAAAGUCAUGACUACCAAUUGUUAUCGUGGGUGAAAAAUGAUAUUCAUCGUCUAGUGAUGAUGUAAAUGAGCAAUUUCCUUUUGCAUGAAACCGUCAUAUUGAUGAAUAAACUACUAUGUUGCUUUAUAUUUUUCAUUUAGAAUAUUUUUCAGUUAUGUAUACAAUUCAAUUAAUAUGUAGACGGUUGGUUAUACAUGAAUAUUGUUUGAUAUUAUUUGACAAAUAUUCGUUA